CGUGCUAUAGCUGUUUCUCGCAUUGUCCCUCAAACAGCGGUGCGCCUUCACAGCGGCCAGACCUCCUCCUCCCCAGCUCUGCUCCUCUCCAGCCCGGGUACUCCACCGACAUGGCACAGUGCUGGCCGGCACACGGAGUAGUUUGAGCGUGUUUCGCGGGGGACUACCAUGUCCCAAAAACAGCGGGAGGCGAACUCCUGCCCAGACGGGUACAGGGUCCUGAACACCAGCGAACUGCGCGAGCUCCUCCAGGAUGAGGAGAAAAUGGAUCAGAUCGUGAGACUCAACGAGAAGUUUCAGGAGCUGCAGGUGGACAGGGAGACGUUAUUAGUAACCAAUCGAAGUCUUGCCGAGGAGAGCCUUGCACACCGCCCCCGCCUCCAGAACGGCAAGCUGCAGUUGGCUACUAAGUACCAGGAGCUUGCGAAGCUGACCACCGCCUGCAGGGAAAAGCAAAGCCGGCUUGAGGGCCACAUGAAGAAGCACAGUCCACAGACGGCACAGAAUCUACUUCAGGAGGAGGUAGCACGUGCUGAGGAGCAGUCUGAGGAGCUUCUGGAGAGAUUCAUGGAGGGCCAGGUCCCACUGGAGGGCUUCCUGGACUCCUUCCAGAGCUUCAGGAAGACGUACCAUAUCCGCCGUGCGCAGGCCGAGAAGAUCCAAGAGCUCAACCGGCCUGAGCGGAAGCAGAGGAAGCGCUUGGAAGAGGAGGAGGUGCGGAAGAAGGAGGAGGUGCCAAAGGAACCCCGUCCCAAUGGAAUCACUGCCCACGGCCCGCCUCGUGUCUUCCAGCUCCGAUACGGCCUCACGCCGGCCAUCCUAGUGCCGCUGAACUCGUCUUCAGCCGUCACCUCUUCCGCUAGCUUGUCUCCUCUGGACUCGUGCUCAGGCCCCCCCCAGGCUUCGGGGCCUAGCGCUCCUCACUCCUGCCCCGGGCAGCCUGUAGGCCUGAGGGUGAUAGGACAGUUGCCGGGCUGGCCGACCAGACCGGUCCGGUUACAGCAGCUGUACAGGCCCAGCCCGCACCAGCACGAACCUCCGUACCGAUAACGUCUAAACACUGUGGAUUUGACAUGAGGAAAACAAACCCAAGGUCAUGAGUGAAGGCCUUUUUAAGCUUUGGGUCGAUGUAAAAAUAUCUGUGAUCACCACAAAAGCCAAUUUCAUAUGUUGAAAAGGGAAAAGAUUGGAAAGCCAUAAAAUGUUUCGUCUUUGUCGUGAACAAGCCUGUCGAAUACACAGCUCCAGAGGGGUAUUACACAAAGCAAAGAAGGAUUUUUGUAUUAGCCAGUGGCCACUUUAUUGGAAACUCUUACCUUCCAGCUCCAUUUUACUAUGGUCCAAUUCUCCAGCCCAUUUGCUGAUGCACAUCUUUUCAUCAGAGGUGCUCUUGGCUGCAUAUUUUUUGGUGGUGGACCAACACUGUUGGCUGAUACACUGAUGUAUACCAGCACCACACAUGCUACCAUGUGUCAUGUCACUGCUGUUUAAAAUGUUCCAUCUGUUCCAGCAGACAAUCUAAGGUCAACAACAGUUCUGUGGUCAGAAACUGAUGAAUGGGAUAUGUUAUUCUGUUAUUUAAAAAAAGUCCUUUAAAAAGGUAUAAAAGGUAUAAAAACAUGACUAGACCUGUCACAAUUAUAUUUUGCUGUCUCAAAAAUAAUUGUGAUACAUUUUAUUGUGAUCUAUUUUUUUAAGACCAUUAUAGAUAAUACCUCUAAUGAAGCUAAUGGUAAUAAAAAGCAUUAUAAUACAUUUAUACAUUACAUUUUAGGAGCAGUUAACUUUUUAAGAUCAAGAAUAUUCAGGCAUUAGAAUUGAAAAUGUUUAAAUAUUCAGCAUAAAUAAUACAAAACCACAGUUUAAAAACAGGCUCAAAAUAUCUGCGCAGUCACACACAAUGGCCAAUAUUGAGGUCAGCAAAAAGUAUUUAGUUUAUAUUCAUUUAUAUUUAAGCAAUAAUUCACGAGAGGGAGUGCUAUAACCUGUAAUAUUGGCACUGCUGUGCUGCGGUCAUAGGCACGAGGCCACAUGCACAAACCUUAAUUGUAUUAUUGUGAUUAUACCACAGUUCCAUAUCACUGUUUAUUAAAAGAUUUUGAGUUAAAGAGGACUAGAAAAUAAGAUCUGUUUGGUUAUUAAAAAAAACUCAGUUUGUAGCUGCAGUGUUUGGCUUGUAAGCGCUGCAUGGUUGCUAGGUUACCUGUAUGUGGCGGAGUAAUACAUGGAGAGCUUCGGUUACAGUGCAUUAACGGCUGAUAACAGCACUCAUAGAACGCCUCUCAGCCAAUCACAUUGCAGGGUCGAAACUAACGGUGGUAUAAUGUACAAUAGGUUGCAUAAAAAUAAAAUAAUUGUGACAGGCCUAACCAUGACAAUUCCAAAAAAACAUUUAAAUGCUUAAAUACUAACUUUUUAAUGUGUGGUCCAUGGAUUGGUGAUAAACAUUAAAUAGAUGGUUCUCUGAUUUACCAAACAGUGCCUGUGUCCCAAUUGUGAACUACACACUAAUACUAGUGUAAGGUAUAGACUAUAUACUAAUCUUAACAGUGCAGGUUUGGCAAGUUAGUACACAAACUAUUAUUGUAUUAAUUUUGUAUUGUGGGAAACAGACUACUUCUGAGUAUGUUGUUUUGUUGAUAUUUUAGUAUACUCAGCUCUCACAUUUGUAUCUAUACUAUAUGUUACAUAUUUACAAACUAAGAAGUACUAGUAAUUAGCAUGCAUUUGGGACACAUCCAUUGUUUCACUACCGUUCUAAGUCAAAGAACCACUAUCCAGUGAUCCUUUUUGUAUAAUUGGAGCGUAGAGGACAGCUGAUAAAUCUUGCAUGACAGCAGAUGGGCUGACAGCUGUAACUGUACACCUCUAUAGAAGACAUAAGGUAAACGGGCGUGGUAAAGGUAAGGGUUUCUGAUGAAGCAGGUGAGGAGCGUAAACUUGACCAAAAGUCAAGCUUGUCCAUUAGGAGGACAGGUCAGAAGGACUAUGCCUAUUCUUACUUUGGGCUCAUUUUGGGUUAUCCAGCCACAGUAAGAGAACAUGCUUUAUGAAAUACCCAGAAGGAUGUAUAAUGUUGUUGUUGCUUGUUUUUUUUUGGUUUUAUUUUUUUUUUUUAUGUGUGUGUCCCUUUGUGGGCGUUUUGCAGAUUCCGUGCUGCUGCUUUUGUGAGGGAAGAGAAGAAUUGUUGAGACACUGCUUUCUGACUGGAAGGACUUGUUAUAUUUGCCAUUGAUAAUCUGAAAUGCCAGGCUCGUGAUAUGCCUUCUUGUAAUGGUGACGAUGAUCAAUAAAGUCCAAUUAUGAUGUUUAUUAUAAAUAAAUAUUGGAGCCAUUAUGAAACUCUCUUAAA
Molecule: messenger RNA, 3352 nt
Organism: Astyanax mexicanus (Mexican tetra)
Lineage: Eukaryota; Metazoa; Chordata; Actinopteri; Characiformes; Acestrorhamphidae
Gene: vps37d
Product: VPS37D subunit of ESCRT-I
Exons: 4
Coding region: 169-1050 (293 amino acids)
Biological process (GO): ubiquitin-dependent protein catabolic process via the multivesicular body sorting pathway; protein targeting to membrane; protein targeting to vacuole
Cellular component (GO): ESCRT I complex
Source: RefSeq, a predicted model, not a curated record